GUCCAAUCGGUGAAGAAGGCUUCGCAGUCGUGCUUGUGCCCGCCUCGACAAGAACCGCUUCGACCUGUCGCUGGUCGCUUCUUCGUGCUCUACCUUCGGCAUUGGCCAGCCGUCUCAUCACUCGCCAUCAGCAUCGCAUUGCCGGCGGUCAUUCGGUCCUGCGAUGGUUUAUUAGAGCAAUAUUCCUGAGACUCUGCUUGAAGUCGCGAGCUCCCGUCGCGCGCCGACUGCAGCCUCUCGAAGCGCACCCACCCAUCUUACUCCAUACCGACCGCGAAAAUGUUUUCCUCCGCGCUCCACGAGGGCGGGCCCGCCAAAGGAACGCGGAGCAGCCGUCGCCGCCAGCGCCCCGUCAGCUCCGACACCUCGGUCCAGCAGCCGAAGGCGAAGCGCCAACGGGUGCCUCUGUCCGAAACCACCUUCGCGAAUCCUGACCCGUCGCCCGAGAUGUACGAGGUCAAGCCCGACAAGAUUGACGUCCUGGCAGCCAAGCGCGACGGCAUCGAGAACAUGGGCGCGCCGCGCAAGGAGCUCAGCGUGCGUUCCAAAAAGCCUAAGCCGGGCGAGAGGAGCAGCAAGGGCGAUGGAAGCAUUGUUUUGACGGCAAAUAAUGCGUUUACAGUGAGCAAGUUGCCGGCGCUACCAGACAGACUCCGCCCAGUGGCGCAAACCAGGACCGAGACACUCCUCACCACCAAGGGUGGAAUGCUUCGCGGACCGGCCUUGCUCAACUCGUCCAAAGACCGACAGCACGGCGCCAUCUACUCAUCAAGCGGUUAUGCCCUGAGCCUGACUCAUACCCACGCCUUCAUCUGGCCCUACACAUCCACGGCGUCCUCCCCCGAGACCUUCAUAUUCACACUCCCGUACCCUUCGAAGCACGCCUCCGACCCGCUUCCGCUUGGCUCUCUGGUUAGCCCAUCGGGUCCCUCCGAUGAGCCUGGCCUUCUCAUCGUCAUGCCAAUGAGCGGUAAAGUCGCCUACUGGGAAUCUAUCUCGAGCGCAGCCACUCUCGACCUCCUCCGCCAACAACGGACCGGCGUCGAAGAUUCAAUAUCCGGAAUGUACUCUGGAGAGCUCGUCACCCAGAUCGUCAAUGCUGAAUCCGCGGGAUUCGUAUUGGUUUUCAGCACGGGGCGGAUGGCGUACCUGAAUGUAAGGGAUGCACACGGGCGGCCUGGGAUUUCUGUUCAGUUCCUCCGGAACGGGCUGGGCGGUAACGCUCUGGGCUUUCUCGGCACCAUCCGCCAAGCACUAUCUUCGGCCGCAUUCCGGGGCGACAUUGCCGCCGCCCGGACCAGCCACGGGUCAAAGGUCGGGGAGCGGGUGGUUGUUGCCGCGACAUCCAAAGGACGACUACACUCUUGGAAGAUCCACCGCGGCGGUCAUCAUGAGCUUCUCGUCGAUUUCGAUCUCCGAGAGCGACUAGUCGAAGCCAUCCAAGGAGUGGAUCCCCCGUCCAGGAGCUUCCCCCAGGACUCCUUCGAGGUGCUCGAUUUUACGCUUGUGCCUCGGGGUCUGGAACAGAAGUCCAUAACCGCCAGCCGGUUGAGCGAGGCUUUGACGUACGAAGACGACUCGCUGCAACAUGCGCUGCUUCUGGCGUCAUUCUCCAAGCAUCAUCAGGCUCGGUAUUCACUCGUGGAGGUAGUCGUCUGCCCGGAGGGGCCUCGGGUCGGAGCGGUGCGGCCGGUGACCUCAUACGGCAGUCCCGCCAGAUCAAAUGCCCCAGAGAAACCUCGCAUCUAUCUUCCACGCCCUGCGCUUGUGGCCUUCAUCGUCUUCGACAGGGCUGUGGUUGUUGCUUCCAUGGCGGCACCGCCCGACUCUCCGGAUUCACAACUGCAGGAGGACAGUCACAUCAUACCCGCUACCUUCGAGGAUGUGGUGGAUUUCCGGGACGACGAGGACUUGCAAGUUGUUGGCUCUGGCAUCGAAGAACCCAGCGGGAACGGGCCCGCGCAAGAUGACCUACGGCCCCACCGCCAUAGGACAAAAAAUCCCACCGUUGUGCUCCUGCUACAAGGGGUCGGAACCGUCAGGAUCGCGAUUACCGAUGUCGACCGAUUCGCUAGCGACACGCCGCCGCAGGUUACUGCGAAGAGCAAACUCGAACAGGCAGUGUUCUUCGGGGUCAAGGAUGACAACCCGCUGGUUUUCCAAGGAAAGAGACAACUUCCGUUCUCGAGCCGGGAGAUUGGGAACGCGGCGAUCGAGCUGAGCCACGAGAUUGUGAGCUCAAAAACUCCCUUCAUCGCGAGCUUGCCCGCCUCUCUCGAGAACAAUAUGAAGAGCAGAGUUGCCUACCUUGACGGCCUGAUUGCCUAUCUCAACUCGCUCCAGGUCGACUUGGACAUGCGCACCCGAUGGAUGCUGCUCUACAACGCCGAGAAGAUGGCCGUCGCUACCUGGAUAUGGCAGAAACAUGAGCAAUUCCUCGCUGAGCGUCCCAAGGGCGAGAAAAAGACGCUGAUCUCGGAGACGGCAGUUUACAUCAACGAGCAACAGAAGACGGAGCUCAACGUGGCCGUCGGCCAGGUUGAUCCUGUGCGCCACUGGUUCAUCAACGACGUCUGGAGGCUGGACAUCUUUGUGGCCUGGGCUUAUCAGAUCAUCAAGUAUCACUUCACCGAGCGGUUGACGGACGAGGCCGGCCUUAAUCGGCUGGUCUGGGAAGCCGUCACGGUUAAUAACGGUGCCCUGUUUGAGGCUCGCCAGUUCCGGCUUAACCGGGCGAGGCAAUACGGCGUCGACGCCCAGGAUAUUGCGGUGGGCAAUGCGAUUCCUGAACCCUGGACCGCAACGUACUUCAUCACCAACAACCUCAAGCGACUGGUCGAGUUUUGCUACCAAUGGCUGGAGAGGCAUUGGCGCCAGCCCUCCGAGGACAAUCCAGUGGAUCUCCGCCUCCUCGAAUCCGUCCGGCAUCUUCUGCCUUCUUUGACGAGCCAGUAUCUCACGUCUCUCACCGAAUUCUCUGCUUGGGCCGCCCUGAGCGACGAUGCUCAGGCACAGGAGCGGGGCAGGAGCUACCAGCAGAUAUACCAGGAAGACGUCUACACAAAGAUACUCAGACUGAAGGACUUCAAACUCUGGGACGAGGCCAUCGACCUCGCGAAGGAGUACCAGGCGCUUGAUUCGCUCGCGGAGGUUGUGGUUCAACAGAUUCUAGCCCUGGAACAGUCCGCUGCGGAGGGAAACAUCACCGACAGCGCCGCGCAAGAAAAUCUUGCUUUGGCAAAGAUAAAGAAGCAGCAGAUGGGCCACCUGUUCGACGAGUACGGGGAGAGUUUCGCGUUCCGCGCGUACGGAGUUCUGCUGGAGAGCAGUGGAGUACAGGCGGUGCUGGACUUCCCCUACGACAAAGGCGGCUACGCGACCAGAUUCCUGCGGACCAAGCCGGAGCUCGCCAAGAUUUCCUGGAUCAACGACGUCGAGCGGGAAAAGGACAUUGACCAUGCCGCGGAGACCCUUCUGGAUCUGGGCCUCACCCGUGAGCAGCAGGUCUGGAACAAGAAGAUCGAGCUGAGUCUGGGCAAGCUGGCGCUUUUGGCCGAAGAGGCCGAGCUGGCAGCCAACGGCGAUGGCGCCAGCAGCGUCCCGUCCGAACACGAGGGGAAGAACGGCGCCAAUAUCGAGAAGAUCGAUCAAGCGCUGGAGCUCAUCAAGAUUCAAGACGCUCUCUACAGCCACAUCCUGCCCACCAUUCAAGAGGGUGUCGACGAGGCGGCCGAAUUGGAGCUGGCUGUGAAGGAACAUGGGAUCCUGAUCCCGAAGAGGCAGAAGGCGCUCCACCAGAUGUUCGAGGACGGCAUGUCGCGCCUCCUUAGGCACGAAGCGCUGCAGCCCCACACACUGAUCGACCUGCUUACCCUGGCUGCCCUCCCCGCCGACCACUACGACACCAUGGGCGACCAGUUCUACCUCGCACUCAAGGUCGCCAAGUACGGCCUCAAGGGCGAAGAACGCGCCGACGCGGAGCGGCUGAUCUGGCGCCGGUGUUUCACGCGCGACGACUGGAAGCGGGUCAACGAGACUAACGAGAAGGGCGACCUCGACCAGCUGGCAACCGUGGGCGAGACUGCGGCCUACCACACCCUGUUCGCCAUCGUUGACGAACAACAAUCAGACUCGGAUUUCCGCCCCUUCGUCAAGCCGUCGGACGCGCUCGGCGUCUUCACCAACGCGCUCGACCGCCGCUUCGACAACAUGGACGACGGCUUCCGCGCCAAGCUGCUCGACGCCAUGCGGUGGGAGGACGGCCGGCUGCGCACUUUCGUCGACAAGGCGCAGCUCGACGCCUGGUACCGCACGGCCAGGGAGUGCGCCGAGAAGACGGUCGUCGUCAGCUACGACCGGAUGACGGCCGCCAACUCGGCCGCGCCUGCUGCUGCUGCUGCUGCUGCUGCGCGGGCGCCGGCUGCCCAGCACCAGGUGAAUGGGAAUGGGAUUGCUAGUGGGACGCGCUUGGUGCUCGGGGAGGCGGACGAGGGGAAGAUGAUGAUGCCUGGCGGGCUGUUUGCGGUUUGAGCGCGCGGUGGCAGGCCGUGGUAUGCAAGUCUUGACUUUUUUUUUUCUUUUUUGUCUUGUUCUCUUUUAUUUUGUUUGGUCUUGUAUUUGCGAUGAAGCGCGGGAAAUGGAGGAUGGCCAGGGAAAUGGCCUUUUUUCCUUCCGGCAGGAUGGGGCGGUUAGGGGGCUCAG
Messenger RNA from Thermothielavioides terrestris NRRL 8126, 4701 nucleotides. RefSeq lists its product as uncharacterized. The record is from RefSeq and is a predicted model, not a curated record. Gene Ontology annotation, biological process: transcription-dependent tethering of RNA polymerase II gene DNA at nuclear periphery; poly(A)+ mRNA export from nucleus; protein import into nucleus. The coding region runs from base 280 to 4530 and encodes 1416 amino acids. NCBI's taxonomy places the organism in Eukaryota, Fungi, Ascomycota, Sordariomycetes, Sordariales, Chaetomiaceae. Gene Ontology annotation, molecular function: structural constituent of nuclear pore; protein binding. Gene Ontology annotation, cellular component: nuclear pore outer ring. The transcript is spliced from 3 exons.